AUGGUUGACUCGGUCGUCUCAUUCGUGUUGAAAGUUACUGAAGAUUGGGGCAGAAAAUUAGUAACACAAAAGCUCAGGAGUGGUGGUGCAUUCGCUCAUUCGCUAAGUAACCUCAUAGAAGCGGAGUUGUCUACCAUGAGAAGGCAACUAGAAGCACUGACAAGAAAAGAUCUUGAUGAAAGUAUCGACCUGGGGAUGGGGAGCAAGGGUGGCGCAGUGGUGAGAGCGCUCGCCUCCCACCUUACACCGGGCCCAAGCUUAGGACCGCAGCUGCGGUAUACACCCAACUCAAACAACAACCAAGAGAGGAAACGAGGCUCUCCAAAAAGAGGCCCAUGAGGCCAAAAGGGGAGAGGAAUAAAACCAACACUUUCAAAUUCCAAUUCGAUCUGGAACGCACGGACACGUUUCAACGAGUUCUUAUGAGCUCCUUAGUGAUCCGUGGGUAAACAAAUUACAAUUUACAAUUUACAAUUUACCUUUUCCUUGAGGGACUUGCAUCAUAUUAUCUGCAGGCUAACGACAAUAAAGCAGAUACAGGCCCACAAAGCCCACAGAGAAAGAAAAUGAAGAUCAUUUCUGACGUCAAACUUGAUGAAAUUGAUGCAAGUGAAAUCUUGGAUGCAAGAAAAAGUUUGAGCGUCGAAACAAAAGAGAGGUUCAAAGAUGCCCGUAAGAAAGCAGGAUCAGCCAUUGCUAAUGAAGCAAUGAAGACAAAAGACGUAAUUUUAGCCACUUUUAUAAAGGUUUUGUCGCAAUUACUAGAAAGCGACGAUUUAGCCACCGCACUUAACUUUUGUUUACAUUACUUACAACGACUUCAUUCUCGCGAAGAAAUUAAAAAGAACUUUAAAGAUGAAUUAAGAUUUAUUGAAAAAAGGAAUACAUGGCAGCUUGCAUUUGGCAGCAUUGAAGCUAGAAAAAUGAUUUGGUGCGUCUGUCGCUUGAAUCGCUUUGUUUUCCAUGUGGCACGGGAGAACGCGAAGCAUCUCCGGAGCUCUUUAAACAAUGGCCGUGUGUUGAAAUCGAGCGCAAAAGUACAAAAGAAGUUAUAA
Porites evermanni is the source of this 1055-nucleotide messenger RNA. Lineage: Eukaryota; Metazoa; Cnidaria; Anthozoa; Scleractinia; Poritidae. The record is from the annotation of a GenBank genome assembly.